This is a messenger RNA of Mitosporidium daphniae, 2178 nucleotides long. RefSeq lists its product as uncharacterized. Gene Ontology annotation, cellular component: nucleus. Gene Ontology annotation, biological process: transcription initiation at RNA polymerase I promoter. The record is from RefSeq and is a predicted model, not a curated record. Gene Ontology annotation, molecular function: RNA polymerase I general transcription initiation factor activity; RNA polymerase I core binding. Bases 1 to 2178 code for a protein of 725 amino acids. Lineage: Eukaryota; Fungi; Microsporidia. The transcript has a single exon.
AUGAUGCAGCAUGAGGUAAGGCCAUCUUCUGCGCCUCCGCCCGCUUCCUCUGCUGGCCAUUCUGAAGACAUUGCUCGUUGUCGCUCGGUCCCUCCAACCAUAGACCAAGGCCCGACGCUUCAAGGCGUUCUUUCGCUUCCAUUUCUUACGAAAGCCUUUGAUGAGUAUGAACGUGGAGCUCCAGACUCGAUUCUUUGUAUGAUUGACAUUUUGGAGCAGACAUAUUCCAGUAGCAGCAUCAUGAUUGGUGUAGAUACCUUGAACAUCUUUUCUAGCUUCAUUGAGCAUCUGAAUCAAACGUUCAUUUUCAAGCUUUCGCCGAAGCAUUCUCUUUUGAUCAAGACCAUUUUACAUACAAACUGGAUACGGUUUGAGCCCAAAGCGGACUCAAAUGCGGCGCUUUUUGAGGCCUCAUAUUCGAUCUUUUUUACAAGAUUUUCGGAUUGGAUGUUGAAUAUCCUUUCAGCCUUUCUUUCGCAUUUGGGCCCUGUUUUGGAGUCGAUUGUUGGGUCUCUUUACACGAUUUCCACCCUUGCAGGAUCAUCUUGUGUUUCCGAAACGCCGAGAGUGAAUGUCCUAUCACAAAGAAUCCACAGUGUCAUCAAGCCUCUGAUCAAGAUGAUUCCGAUGCUACAGGCGUCAAUCCUGCCUUUUAUCAACGAAUUUUUCCCCCACCCGCGGCAGAUAGAUUCUCACGACUAUUUGAGCUGCUACUUGUCUGAGUGCAUAAAAAUCUGCCAUUACUGGCCUGAAAUCCGUCCUUCUCUUAUUGAGUUGUUGAUUUCCAAGAUCAUCCAGAUCGAUGUCGAGGUUCAAAUAGAAGUCGAUGAGUUGGAGGAUGAUCUUUUUGAGCACUUGGAAAGCAACAUUCUUGAGGGCUCUGAAGCCGAACAGAAUGCCUCCCAUUCAAGCGAUGACGCUGAACAGUACGAUGGCGAUCUUAUGCACCGAAAACGACCCAGCGAAGAUGUAGAUGAAGAUUGUUCCCCGGUGGCUUUAAACUCGUUUGAUUCGAUAGCGACCAUUAAAGCGCUGAUUGCUCGGCUUGAUUCGUGUCUUCUUUUGGUAUUCAGUUUCAUUGAAAGAAUCAAAUCGGAAGACACUGAGGUGUCGUUUGCAAAUCUCUUUAUUUCUUUGCUUGUGAUUUUUGAAAAGGUGGUGCUGCCCACAAUGAGGUCGAGAUAUACGCAAUUUAUUCUCUUCUACAUCACAAGUCUUGAUGAGCGGUUCCCCGAUUAUUUCUUGGGCGUGUUGAUCAAUCGCCUUUCUAGCUCAUCGCUUUCCAAUUCAUCAUCCACCCUUAUUUCGUCUUUCAAGGGGGCUGGGGGCCAGUAUUUUUGCGACUCCACAGCUUCUUGGAUUGAUACGUUGAAGCUUUCCUCUGGAGCCGGCUGUAGGCCUUCCAAAGAGUGCUUGAAGUCGGGCUCCUUCGAUGCGUUGAGGCUAUCCUCUGCAUGCUACAUCAGCGGGUACGUUGCCCGGGCCAAGUUUAUCCCAAAAAAGACCGUUAGAAAAUGUUUGCUAUACCUUUUAUGCUGGGCAGGAAAGUACAUUCGAAACCAUGGAUGCCCAGAUUGCAGACAAGGAUAUGCAUGCAAAGAGCCGAUCGGGGCAACUUCAAAGGCCCAAUUCGCAUAUAAGCAUUCGAUUUUUUUUUCCGUAUCGCAAGCCAUUUUUUACAUCCUUUGCUUUCGCCACGAAGAGGCCCUUUUGGAAGAUGCAAUGCAAGACAUCUCAUGCCGUGAUCUGAAGCCACACUUGGCAAAGCUGAUGUGUAAUGGUUGUUUAAGCCCUUUGGCUUCGAUCUUGUCCACCAUUUCGGCGGAAUUUUUGCAAAUCGUUGAGGCCUGGUAUCCGGAGCUCUCUCCGAGCGACCAAAGCGGAUUGAAAGCCGCCAUUUUGACACCCGCAAAUUCAAGGCCCAAUUCUCCGAUGCCGAGCGCAACGGCACCCUGUUGCUCCUCGCCAUUGAUGAUGGACUUUUUUUUAACGGAGGACACGGUCACAAUUUCUGCCCAGCUGAAAGCCCUGGAGUCUCUUGAAAACUUUUUCCCAUUUGAUCCGUUCAAAUUGCCAAGCUCGAAAAUUUUUAUACCAGAAUCGCUAUUUAUCGACUGGCCCGGCCACUGCGCAUCUGAAGAUGACGACGAAGAUGGCGAAUUGGACAGCCAGACUUGA